UAUUUGCUGGGACGCUCACUGGUGUGUUUGGAUUUUUUUUUUUUUUACUGGAAUAGCAGCGAGACAUGCGCGGCAGAACGGCUGCGGCUGGUCGCUCCUAAAAGUCAGAGCAGCCGGGACGGGAUAUUUUUUACCAAGACAGACACCAGAGGAGGAGGAAGAAGGAGAAGGAGACGCAACAUGUUCGAAGCCUCGGCGAUCCCGCUCAUCCUGCUGGACAUUACCUGCGUUAUCCUCGUCGGGCUUCCAUUCUUCAUCCUCACCUCUCAACACAACCCUUUCAAGCGGGGUUUCUACUGUAAUGACGACUCCAUCAGAUACCCCCUCAAAGAGGAAACCAUAUCCCACGAGCUCCUGGGAGGAGUCAUGAUCCCCUUCACGCUGAUCGCAGUCAUCUGUGGCGAGUGCCUUUCUGUUUACAUGUCCCGCAUCAAGAACCAGUCUUCGGGGACAAAGUAUGUUUCGUGCGUCUACAAAGCGGUGGGGAGUUACCUGUUCGGAGCUGCAGCCAACCAGUCCUUAACUGACAUAGCCAAGUACUCCAUCGGUCGGCUGCGGCCAAACUUCCUGGCCGUAUGCAAACCGGCGUGGGAUCGCAUCAACUGCAAAGCCGGCGGAUACAUCGAGAACUACACCUGCACCGGAGACAAGUUCAUGAUAGAUGAAUCCAGACUCUCCUUCGUCUCGGGUCAUUCGUCCUUCUCUAUGUACUGCAUGCUGUUCCUUGCCCUUUACAUUCAAGCCAGACUGAAGUCCGAGUGGUCGAGGCUUCUGCGUCCCACCAUCCAGUUCUUCCUGAUUGCCACCGCGGUGUACGUCGGUCUGUCCCGGGUGUCUGACUACAAACACCACUGGAGCGAUGUGCUGGCCGGCCUCCUGCAGGGAGGCUUAGUGGCUGUUUUCACUGUCUUCUGUGUCGCCGGUUUCUUUUCGCAGCCGGUGGAGCCGGUGGUGUCACAGGAGGAAGAACAAUCGCACACCAGUUUACAGGAAAACCCCUCCAACGGAAACCACUACGGCAGCACCGAAUGAAUUGAAGGCUUCUCGGACUGUGCUGAGCGUCGCCUCUAUCCCUUAAAACACACCGGUGAACUGCAAAUCCGAUAUUAACUGCGGGCUGUUUGUCUGCAACACGGUGUGAAGCCAUCGCUGCAGCCUGCACGCUUUAGCUGCUACCUGGCGUGGUCGCUCAACUUGAUUACGAGAAGAAAAGUGCACUGCAGGAGACAGGACUUGCACUUCUGGUUAAAUCCAACAUAAUAUAGUUUAUUCUGGUGUGACAAAACAAAAUACAGCAUGUUGGGUUUACUUUGGAAUCUGUUUUUUUUUUUUUACAGUGUGAGCUUGUUGGAAAUGUGGUUACUCGUGUAUAUUGGUCUGUUGCUGCCAUCGUGAAUGAAUGAAAUUCUUUUUGCCCAGAAUAUAAUGAGCGUCUGUGUGCGCACUGCAAAGCAGGCUUAUAGAGGCCGGGUACCUGUGAAUAAGAAAACCGGGACUGUCCUUAAAAUGGAAACUGAACUCAGAAAUAAUAUAUUUGACGUUCAUUUUUUGCCUUAGAGUUGUGCUGCUACCUGCUGUUAAGUCACCUCCCUGUUACAAUGUCAUGUACGGAGAAGACAAGUGAUUGAUUUUUCUUUCUUCUUCUUCUUUUUUUUAUAUAGUUUGUAUGAAGUGCUUUUGUCCACACAGAAGCUUUAAACAGAGAAAAACGAGAGAAAUAAAGAGAAAGCCAUUUUGCUACUUUGAUACGAAGAAGGAAA
Molecule: messenger RNA, 1760 nt
Organism: Stegastes partitus (bicolor damselfish)
Lineage: Eukaryota; Metazoa; Chordata; Actinopteri; Pomacentridae
Product: lipid phosphate phosphohydrolase 1-like
Exons: 6
Coding region: 181-1032 (283 amino acids)
Biological process (GO): phospholipid dephosphorylation; phospholipid metabolic process; signal transduction
Cellular component (GO): plasma membrane
Molecular function (GO): phosphatidate phosphatase activity
Source: RefSeq, a predicted model, not a curated record